Aureobasidium namibiae CBS 147.97 is the source of this 1365-nucleotide messenger RNA. Its product is annotated as YOR378W-like protein. NCBI's taxonomy places the organism in Eukaryota, Fungi, Ascomycota, Dothideomycetes, Dothideales, Saccotheciaceae. Bases 1 to 1365 code for a protein of 454 amino acids. Gene Ontology annotation, molecular function: transmembrane transporter activity. The record is from RefSeq and is a predicted model, not a curated record. The transcript is spliced from 3 exons. Gene Ontology annotation, cellular component: membrane. Gene Ontology annotation, biological process: transmembrane transport.
AUGGCGCAGUUCAUUACGCUCGGCGGUCUUGGCCAGUCCGUAGCACCGCUUUUCAUCAUUGGCAAGGACUUGGGAGUGGCUCCAACGGAUCUUGGAACGAUGAGUUGGUACACUGCAGCAUUUAGCUUGACAGUCGGCGCGUUCAUACUGCCCGCCGGUCGUCUGGGAGAUAUGUACGGACACAAGCGCAUGUUCAUUGUCGGCUGGAUUUGGUAUGCUGUCACGUCGGUGAUCGUAGGCUUCAGCUAUGCGGCCAAAUCGAACGGCUCUAUAAUGCUCAGCGUCACACGCGGCUUCCAGGGAAUAGGACCCGCCAUCCUGGUGCCGAAUGCUAUGGCGCUCGUCGGUACCACUUUUCCCGUCGGCUUGAAGCGCAACAUGGUCUUCUCGGCAUUCGGCGCCUGCGGUCCCACUGGUUUUGUGUUCGGGGCUAUCUUCUCCGCUCUGUUAUCACAGUUCGCGUGGUGGCCCUGGGCGUUCUGGGUGCUCGCUAUACUCUGUGUUGGUAUGGCAGUUUUAUCGUUUAUGGUCAUACCUUGUCCGCCUCCACGACAGACCAAUACCUCGACAUUCGAUUUCGCUGGCGCUUGCACUGGUGUAUCAGGGCUUGUGCUGUUCAACUUUGCACUCAACCAGGCACCUGUAGUGGGCUGGGACAAAGCGUACAUACCAUUCACCCUCGGUAUGGGUGUGAUGCUACUCAUCGCCUUCGUCUAUCUUGAGAUGAACCACGCACAGCAAGCCUUGGUGCCCGUCCGAGGGUUAAGCAAAGAAGCUGUGCUAGCACUCUCAUGCAUCGCCGCUGGCUGGAGUAGCCACGGAAUCUGGCUCUUCUACCUCUUCCAGUUUGUCCAACGCUUCCGCGGAUCAAGCGCCAUUGCCGCCGCAGCACAGAUAUCUCCUGUUGCCAUCACGGGAGUCGGCUUCGCCAUGUCCGCUGGCUGGCUGGCCCGCAAGUUCAAAACAUCAUAUAUCAUGCUGUGCGCUAUGCUCGGCUUCUUCAUCGGCACACUGUUCCUUGCAUUUGUCCCCGUCCACCAAACUUACUGGGUUCUUACUUUCUGGAGUGUGCUUGUCAUGCCCAUUGGCAUGAACUGGAGUUUCCCGUCAGGCACUAUCUUGCUCAGCAAUGCCAUGGCCAAGGAACACCAAGGUAUCUCUGCCAGCUUGGUGUCCACUGUAGUCAAUUACAGUAUCAGCAUUGGCUUGGGUAUUGCAGGCACCGUUGAGAGAUACGUAAGUGAAAAACACGGCGGCCUGUGGGGGAUCCGAGGGGCGUGGUGUCUAGCACUCGGACUCGAUGCCAUCGGUGUGGGCAUUGCGGUAUAUUUUGUCGUGAUAUCACGACGACAGUCUGCGUCAUAG